CCUCUCUGAAAUCAAUAAAAAAAAUAUUUUUUAAAAAAUAGAAGACAGCUUGGAAAAAAGCCCUGGUAAGUUGAUUGGAGAUGUCUCAUUCUAUCGUCUAUCCACUCUUAGUUCUUUUUCAGACACAUCUCCUCCUGCCACAUUACAUAUUUUGUUCUGAUUUUGGGGAAAGUGUGCCCAGUCUUUCUAGUUCUAAUAAAAACAACUCAGUCUGUAUCGGCAGCUUACUGGGGUCUCAAGCCAGAUACCGCACUGAAUUCGCUCCAUGAGAUCACGUUGCAUGUUGUCUCUGUCGCCUUCAGUAGAUCCCCCAUGACCAUGUGUUCCGUUAAGAUUGAGUGUGUCCUGCCAGAGAACUGCCGGUGCGGGGAGUCUCCAGUGUGGGAGGAAGCGACCAACUCUCUGCUCUUCGUAGAUAUUCCUUCAAAGAAGGUUUGCCGGUGGGAUUCGCUCAGCAAGCAAGUUCAUCGAGUGACUGUGGACGCCCCUGUCAGCUCCGUGGCCCUCCGCCAGUCGGGAGGCUAUGUCGCCACCGUUGGAACAAAGUUUUGUGCUUUGGACUGGGAAGAUCAGUCAGCCAUUGUCCUGGCCACCAUAGAUCAAGACAAGAAAAACAAUCGAUUCAAUGAUGGGAAGGUGGAUCCCGCUGGGAGAUACUUUGCUGGCACCAUGGCUGAAGAAACAGCCCCAGGAGUUCUGGAGCGGCACCAAGGGUCCCUGUACUGCCUCUUUCCUGACCACCAUGUGGAAAAGUACUUUGACCAGGUGGACAUCUCCAAUGGCUUGGAUUGGUCCCUGGACCACAAAAUCUUCUAUUACAUAGACAGCCUGUCCUACUCCGUGGAUGCUUUUGACUAUGACUUGCACACAGGAAAGAUCUCCAACCGCAGAAGUGUUUACAAGCUGGAGAAAGACGAACAAAUCCCAGAUGGAAUGUGUAUCGAUGCCGAGGGGAAGCUCUGGGUGGCCUGUUACAAUGGAGGAAGAGUGAUUCGUUUAGAUCCUGAGACAGGGAAAAGACUCCAAACUGUGAAGUUGCCUGUGGAUAAAACCACCUCCUGUUGCUUUGGAGGGAAGGAUUACUCUGAAAUGUACGUGACCUGUGCCCGGGAUGGAAUAGGCCCUGAGGAUCUUUUGCGACAACCUAAAGCUGGUGGAAUUUUCAAGAUAACUGGCCUGGGGGUCAAAGGAAUUCCUCCCUAUCCUUUUGUAGGCUAAGUGACAGACCUUCUUUCCUACUGGAGGAAACUUUGCAGACAGCUAGAAAAUUCUGGAGCUGAAAUUUCAAUCUAGUUACUAAAAACUAAAGCAAUGACGUUAUAACAGAAUUACAUUUUUAUUUACUAUUUUUUAAGUGUAGAGAUUUUUAACAAGGAGUGGCAGGUGGGUUUGAUAACAUACUAUAAGGCCUUCUGCAAAGGUACUACAAAAAUGUCAAGAAUUGUUCAACUGUCAACCAGCCUCUUGAUUCUUUACAAAUUGCUGGUGGACAGGGGCAGAGGAAAGAGACUAUACCUGCUCUUUAUUCUGCAGUUCAUACUUACUAUUCCUAAAGCUUCAAACGAAUAAAUAGCAAUCUGCUAAAGA
Molecule: messenger RNA, 1587 nt
Organism: Myotis davidii
Lineage: Eukaryota; Metazoa; Chordata; Mammalia; Chiroptera; Vespertilionidae
Gene: RGN
Product: regucalcin
Exons: 6
Coding region: 313-1218 (301 amino acids)
Biological process (GO): L-ascorbic acid biosynthetic process
Molecular function (GO): gluconolactonase activity; enzyme regulator activity; calcium ion binding
Source: RefSeq, a predicted model, not a curated record